AUGUCAAUAGUCACCUACAUCAACCUCCACACCCCUCACCCAACCUCCCCAACCUCUACACCCACCCCUUCCCCUCCCCAGCCUCCACAUCCCUCACCCAACCUCCCCAAAACCCACACCCCUCUCUACCACCACCCCCUUACCUACACACCUCUCUCUCUACCACCCUACCCCAACCUCCCCAAAACCCACACCCCUCUCUCUACCACCCUCCCCCAGCCUCCACACCCUUCCCUCUACCACCACCCCCAACCCCGAAACCCCUCCCUGUACCACCCUCCCCCAACUCCCACACCCCUCCCUCUAUCACCCUUCCCCAGCCUCCACGAUCCUUCCUCUACCACCUCCCCCAACAUCCACACCCCUCCCUCUACCACCUCCCCCAACCUCCACAUCCCUCCCUCUACCACCCUCCCCCAAACUCCACACCCCACCCUCUACCACCCUCCCCCAACCCCCACACCCCUCCCUCUACCACCCUCCCCCAACCCCCACACCCCUCCUUCUACCACCCUCCCCCAACCUCCACACCCCUCCCUCUACCAGCCCUCCCCCAACCUCCACGAUCCUCCCUCUACCACCCUCCCCCAACCUCCACACCCCUCCCUCUACCACCCUCCCCCAACCUCCACACCCCUCCCUCUACCACCCUCCCCCAACCUCCACACCCCUCCCUCUACCACCCUCCCCCAACCUCCACACCCCUCCCUCUACCACCUCCCCCAACCUCCACAUCCCUCUCUCUACAACCCUCCCCAAACCUCCACACCCCUCCCUCUACCACCCUCCCCCAACCUCCACACCCCUCUCUCUACCACCCUCCCCCAACCUCCACACCCCUCCCUCUACCACCUUCCCCCAACCUCCACACCCCUCCCUCUACCACCCUCCCCCAACCUCCACACCCCUCCCUCUACCACCCUCCCCAACCUCCACACCCCUCCCUCUACCACCCUCCCCAAACCUCGACACCCUUCCUUCUACCACCCUCCCCCAACCUCCACACCCCUCUCUCUACCACCCUCCCCCAACCUCCACACCCCUCUCUCUACCACCCUCCCCAAACCUCCACACCCCUCCCUCUACCACCCUCCCCUAACCUCCACACCCCUCCCUCUACCACCCUCCCCAAACCUCCACACCCCUCCCUCUACCACCCUCCCCAACCUCCACACCCCUCCCUCUACCACCCUCCCCAAACCUCGACACCCUUCCUUCUUCCACCCUCCCCCAACCUCCACACCCUUCCUUCUACCACCCUCCCCAAACCUCGACACCCUUCCCUCUACCACCCUCCCCCAACCUCCACACCCUUCCUUCUACCACCCUCCCCCAACCUCCACACCCCUCCCUCUACCACCAUCCCCAAACCUCCACACCCCUCCCUCUACCACCCUCCCCAAACCUCCAUACCCCUCCCUCUACCACCUCCCCAAACCUCCACACCCCUCCCUCUACCACCCUGCCCAAACCUCCUCACCCCUCCCUCUACCAACCCCUGUCCCGCUCUCCCCCACCCUUCGUUCCCCUCCUCAUGUCGCCGACUUCACAUCACCGACUGCGACAACACGUCAGAACGUGUAUAAUGAAUUUAAUGAGAAAUACGCCCGGUGA
Messenger RNA from Haliotis rufescens (red abalone), 1614 nucleotides. RefSeq names its product extensin-like. NCBI's taxonomy places the organism in Eukaryota, Metazoa, Mollusca, Gastropoda, Lepetellida, Haliotidae. The record is from RefSeq and is a predicted model, not a curated record. The coding region runs from base 1 to 1614 and encodes 537 amino acids. The transcript has a single exon.